Labrus mixtus (cuckoo wrasse) is the source of this 4494-nucleotide messenger RNA. RefSeq names its product leucine rich repeat transmembrane neuronal 1 (gene lrrtm1). Lineage: Eukaryota; Metazoa; Chordata; Actinopteri; Labriformes; Labridae. The coding region runs from base 1249 to 2826 and encodes 525 amino acids. The transcript has a single exon. Gene Ontology annotation, molecular function: protein binding. The record is from RefSeq and is a predicted model, not a curated record.
AGAGAAAAGCGAGGAAGGAAGAGAGAGAGGAGAGAGAGAGAGAGAGAAGAAGAGGAGGGGAGCAUGAAAAAGUGAGUGAGCGAUCAAGGAAAAGAGAGCAAGGGAGCGAGGGAGAGAGAGAGCGAGCACUCUGAAUUGUGAGUGGCUUACGACACUCAGUGAACAGAAGGUGCUUCUGCAUGCGCUGUCAGUGUACAGCUCUGCUGCAAGGGAUUGCGCGCUCCUUUGCUUCCCACAUUUACCGCCCCUGCCUGCCUGCCUACCAGUACCAGCCUUCAGCAGCCUCUUCCAGCUGGCGGAAAAAAACACCCGGAGAGCACGGGAGUGAACGAAACUGCAAGCCACAGGGGAUGCAAGCGGCUUCUUAUCCGAGAUGAGCCACUCUGAUGACAAGGAAUACUGAUACACAAGAAACCAGUGAAGAGGGUUCACCUUUUUACAUCCUUUUUCUCGGUGCCUCCGUCACUGAAAUUAUAAUUACUCGCUUGAAUGGAUUUAAACCCUACAAGUCAUUUAUUGCCUCAAGAGAUGGACGAUAAUAUGUGUUGACAGAUCUGCUGAAACUUAAGAAGGAAGGGGAGGAGAAAAGAGCAAGCCAGAUAUUUAAAAGAUUUUGCCUUGGUCUUUUUUUUUUCUUUCUCUGGUUGUCUCCUCUCCCCUCUGAUCAUUGCAGCAGAGGACUGCGGAGGAGCAAAAGAGACAGAGCUCAUGCAUGCAGACAGGGGAACUUGCACUUCCUACCAUCUCGCUGAAAGCUACUUGGAUUCCUUCUCUUUCUGGCUCUUUCACUUGAGGAGAACUAAGACAUUGUAAGCCUGCCAAGGAUCUGGUGUCCACUGAAAAGGGAGAAGGGAGGGGGGGAGAAUUUGUACCACAGUGGGGUCUUUUUUAGAUUCGCACAUAAUUAGUGUUGGGGCACAAAGCGAGACGCUGAAUGGAGAUUGUCAGCUUUUGGAUAGGGGUGAGUAGGAACCUUUUCAAAUAGGAUCGAUCAAUGAGGACAAAUUUUUCUGCCUCUCUGCUCUCCACCCAGUGCUUCAUAUCUAACGUAGGCAGAGAGGUUUGCUCUUUUUCCCUUUCAUUUUCAACAAGGGGUUACUAAAUAACAGAAAAGCAGCUAAAUUCCAAAAACGACACAUAUUAAUACAUUAUAGAAAUAUGAUGCAAUAAAUAUGGUGUGAUAAGUAAAAGAAAACAAUAUCCAGAGUGGUUCAAUGGACAUUUUCUCAGUGGCAUCCCUGGAUAUUUAUGCUAAUGGAUUUCCUUUUAAUUGGACUGUACUUAAAGUGGCCACUGAAGAAGCCCCCUGGGUUGAUACUGUGUGUAUUGGGCAUUUUUUUGAGAACGGUUCCCUUGGUGGAGGGGGUUUGUCCAAGGCUGUGCCGCUGCGACAGCAAGCUGCUGUACUGCGAGGGGCUCAACCUCACAGACAUUCCCCACAAUCUGAGCAGCGCCAUGGGCCUGUCCAUGAGAGAGAACAACUUGACCGAGCUGCGUGAAGGCCAACUGGCUGGUCUGUCACAGCUCACCUGGCUCUACCUAGAUCACAACAACAUUGACAUUGUAGAGGAGGGCGCAUUUGACAGGCUAAGACGGGUCAAGGAGUUAGACCUCAGCAGCAACAGGAUUGAGAAUCUGCCAAAUGGUACCUUUAGGCCCCUCCCAAACCUGCGUAUCCUGGACCUCUCAUACAACAGGCUGCAGGCACUCGAGCCUGACUUGUUUCACGGCCUUAGAAAGCUCACCAAUUUGCAUUUGCGCUACAAUGCUCUAAAAUUUGUGCCAGUGCGGAUUUUUCAAGACUGCCGGAGCAUGCAGUUCCUGGACUUGGGAUACAACCAACUGCAGAGUUUGGCAAGAAACUCCUUUGCUGGCCUCUUCAAGUUGACUGAGUUGCAUCUUGAGCACAAUGAGCUAGUGAAAGUCAACCUAGCCCACUUCCCUCGCCUCAUCUCUUUACGUACUCUGUACAUGCACAACAAUCGAGCCACUAUUGUUGUCAAUACCCUGGAAUGGACAUGGCAUUUUUUAGAGAAGAUUGACUUGUCAGCCAAUGAAAUCGAGUACAUCGAGCCACAUGUUUUUGAGAGUUCACCCAACCUGAAGGUUCUGAUGCUGGACUCCAAUCGCUUGACCUCUGUGGACCAGCGCAUCCUGGAUUCCUGGUCAUCUCUGGACAGUAUUACCCUGGCAGGGAAUGACUGGGAGUGUAGUCGCAACGUGUGUGCCUUGGCCUCUUGGCUGAGUGCCUUCCGAGGCCAGCGUGACAAUUCCCUGCUGUGUUCAAGCCCCGACACCGCACAGGGUGAGGAUGUGUUGGAUGCUGUCUAUGCUUUUCAGCUAUGUGAAGAUCCCCCAAUGGAGGUAACUACAGCAGGCCUGUAUGCCUCAACAAGGGAUCUGGCCCAGGGUGGAUCUGUUUUCCUGGGCCCAUUUACUCCCAACCCUUACGAGGGUGAUGGUAGUGAGGUGGUCACCAGUUCAUUCACUGUCACGGUGGGCCACGAUGACCUGGAGAGCACCAUGCAGAUCCACAAGGUGGUGACUGGCACCAUGGCACUCAUCUUUUCCUUUCUCAUCAUAGUGCUCAUGUUGUAUGUGGCGUGGAAGUGCUUUCCAGCCGGAAUAAGACAGCUGAGGCAGUGCUUCAGCAGUCAGCGCCGCAAGCAGAAGCAAAAGCAAAGCAUGCAGCAGAUGGCUACAAUUUCUACGCCGGAGUACUAUGUUGACUAUAAGCCGAACCACAUUGAGGGAGCACUGGUAAUCAUCAAUGAAUAUGGCUCUUGCACUUGCCAACAACAACCUUCUCGGGAAUGUGAGGUGUGACCCUGCUGUGUGAGUGCGUCUUUACCUGUGAUUAUCUGGAUAUACAGUAAAUCCCUUUUUUUUGGAUACACUGGGGAUUGGACAGAUGGAUAAAGGGAUCUUUUGGACUCUUUUUUUACACAGCAUCUCACUGUGAUGUGGAAGGAGUGUGCUUUAUGCAGCAGACUAUUUUGCGGUGGAUUUACUGCUAUUCCUAUCUACUGCUGAUCUGACGCCACGGGGCAUAAUGGGCACCUGACUCUUGGACCUGAUGAUGUUCUACAAAAACACAGAGAGGAAUACAUUGUGGGCACGGAGGCUUUUCUCUCAAGGGUGGAUAUUUGAGCUUUAAUGUGUCUUUCUACUUCAGGACAUUUAAUUAUUGUUUGAAAUGAACUGGGGACACACAAAAGAAGAAAAAAAAGAGAGGAAAAAAACCAAACCAUUUGUAUUAUGGUUCACACAAUAUUUGACAAGCAUUUAAAAUAUAAAAAAAACUGUUUAAGUUGGAUUCAAAUGUAAAAAUAAAGUCUGUGUAAAAUAUGUUCAAAGAAGAAGCGCAAGCGUGGAGAAAAAAUGAUACAAGAUAAUCUAUUUCUUUUGUAAACUACAAAAAAUGUUUAAAUAAAUGAAUUGCUAUCCACAGUAAACUCAUUUGUACGUGAGAAGCUGUCAGAAAGGGUGAAUGACAAUAGAUUCAGUCUAUCCGUGGCCAUAUCUCUGCAGUGUAACGAACCAAAAAAAAAAAGAUAUACAAAAAAAAUGAAGGGGCAGAGGGAUAUCUGCAUCUCAUCUUUAGUGUAAAACUCAUAGUCUGAAUUUUAGAUCUGUUCUCUGUUUUAACUUUCAUAUUUGUUGUUUUAUCAUUCACUGUGUGGGCUAUUAUCAGUGUAAUUUCUUUACCCCUUUCCAUUGCUUAUGGGAGAAUAGAUUUAAAUGAUCUAUUAAUUUUUCCGUUGGUUAGCAUAUUUUCAUACUAUUAUAUCCGUAUUUGUGUACCAUCCAAGUAAAGAAAGCAGAGUGUCAAAGAUCUAAAGCUAUGCCUCUCAUUGCCUCUCAAUCUUUGGCUUUCACAGGGGGGGGGAGGGGGGGGGGGUAAGCCUCCUUUCACUGAACCAAGCACACUAAAGACAAACAUUGAAAUAAUGCAUACUUCAAUAAAAAUACAAUUUCAGAUUGUAUGAGAAUCGUUGAAGAAAUUAUCCAGCAGCUUAAAGGAAAUUUGCACAUACGAUAUCCUUCACUGUGUUUUUAUGUGAUGUAAUAUGUUUGUUGAAUACAAGGCCAUUCUGAGGUGUAUAUAUAUCCUUCUUCCUCUGGUGUUUAUUGUGUAAUUAGUGCACUGACAGAUGUUGUGUUUCAUGGGUCUUCUGACAUGAAUAGUACGUUGUGUGUGUGUGUGAAAGGGGGGAACAGUAAGAGUGAGAUGGAGCAUCAAGACGACUGCAGAAAGAGGGAACAGACUGCUCUCUAGUGUGCAUAUUCUCAUACUGUGGCUGCGUUUUACCUAUUGUGCACCAUUAUCUGCAGACUUUCACAGCAGGAGAAUCAUAAAUAUUCUGAAAUUGCAGCAGCUUUUCUGAAAAAAAAUGCAUCAAUUUGCAACCAUUUCUUUUGUGUUAUUCUGAGUUAAAUUAAGAUAAUGUUUACAACUUGUAAGUCAGCAGGAAUAAAAACAUGUUUUAAAGA